Messenger RNA from Daphnia magna, 1564 nucleotides. It is a transcript of the gene UQCR-C2, whose product is annotated as cytochrome b-c1 complex subunit 2, mitochondrial. The record is from RefSeq and is a predicted model, not a curated record. Gene Ontology annotation, cellular component: mitochondrion. Gene Ontology annotation, molecular function: metal ion binding. The transcript has 6 exons. NCBI's taxonomy places the organism in Eukaryota, Metazoa, Arthropoda, Branchiopoda, Diplostraca, Daphniidae. Bases 1 to 1431 code for a protein of 476 amino acids.
AUGAAGCUGAUAAAUUUUGCCACUAGGAGCAGAUUGGAGUAUCUUUCCGCCAUAUUCCUGGUCAAACAAUCAGCUGGUGUGGGUAUACCAAUCCAAGAAAUGGCAUCAAAAUUCCUAAGCACUCAAACCGUCAAAGCCACUCGGGGUUUUGCUGUACAAACUGCUGCCAAACCGGCCGCUACGGAAUUUUCUCCCGUUCCUAGGGAGCCCGUGAAAACUACUACUUUGAGCAAUGGGAUAGUUGUGGCCUCGAUUGAGACAAACGCCCCUCUAUCCCGUGUUGGAAUUGCAUUCAAGGCAGGAACACGAAAUGAACCAGCCGGAAAAGAAGGCUUGGUUCAUCUUUUACGAAUGACAUCUAGCCUCAGCAAUAAACAGUCAACCCAGUUUUCCCUAACAAGGAUUAUUAAUCAAGCUGGAGCUGCCUUGACCUGCACUUCAGGCAGAGAACAUGUUCUGUAUUCUGUUGAUGCCACUCGUCAACAUAUUGAUGCUGUUCUGUCCAAACUGGCUGAUGCAGCCACACAGCAAGCAUUUAAACCAUGGGAGUUGGCUGACAACAUGCAUAAGAUCAAACUUGAUUUGGCGGCAGUUGAGCCUCAGACUCAGGUUAUUGAACUCCUCCACAAAGUGGCUUUUCGUACAGGCCUGGCUAAUAGUCUGUUUUGCCCUCCACACUUAGUUGGCAAACACACUCCAGAUUCGCUGCAGAGCUUCGUUGCGGCAAAUUUGCGUUCAGAUAAUGCUGCUGUUGUCGGAGUGGGUAUUUCUCACGAUCGCCUGGUGGCGUACGCUCAGAGUUUGGCUUUAAAUCCUGGGAAACCCGUCUCGGUGAUACCUUCGAAAGUAAAUGCUGGAGAAGUACGUGUGGAUACGAACAGUCCUCUGGCAUAUGUGGCUGUAGCGACCGCUGGAGCUUCUCUGGCUGACACAAAAUCUAUGAUUACAUUCGCUCUCCUACAAAGGACUCUAGGAACUGGAAUCCCAGUCAAAUAUGGAUCUGGAGCAGGAUCCAAACUAAAUCAAGCCGUGUUGGGUUCCGGUGCCGUUUCGGCACUUAAUUUGAACUACUCCGAUGCCGGACUUUUUGGUUUCAUUGCCGCCGCUCCUGCAGCUGAUGCCGGAAAGGUGGUCUCUGCUGCUGCCAAAGUCUUACGGACAGCUUCAGUGAACGACAGCCAAUUAAGCCGCGCUAAAGCUCAACUUAAAGCUGAUUUACUGAUGACCCAAGAAAACACGGGUGCGCUACUAGAAGAGCUAUCUCUGCAAACGCUCCUUAACCGGGCCAGUACCUCUGCCGAUCUUCUUUCCACCAUUGACAAAGUAUCAGCUGCUGAAAUCAACGCCGUAGCUUCCAAACUGGCCUCAGCCAAACUUGUCGUGGCCGCCAUCGGCAGCCUAAGCAAUGUCCCUUUUGUUGAUGAAUUGUAAAGUUUGAAUAGCUCUCCGGAUUGUGGUGUAGUCUAUAGUUAUCUAUAAUUGCACAGUGGCUCAUUAGAUAAAAUCCAGAUCAAUCGGUUAAUUAUUCUAAUAAGCUGAAAGAAUACACGUGCUCUAUACAAGA